AUGGCUUCGAUAGACCAGUCAUAUACCAUGCUCCCCAGGCACUUGAGCCCCCAGCACCACGACGACUACAUUCUUUACCCUGAGCCACCACAGGGAGUCUUCAGCACAGCACCCAUGGAGAUGAGCAUCCCUGCCGACGCCUCUUACUUGUUCCCAACCUCCAUGGCAAUGGAUCACCAGCCCGCCCUCUACGACAACAACUUUAUGUACCAAGGACGCACAUCACCUGGCCUCUACGAGGACGCCGAGUUCCAACUGCCUUCUUCCAACCUUUCUACCGCAUCAGCACCAUCGGCGGCCUCCUCCAACGUGGGCUCGCCCCAAUCACACAACGACCAGCCGGCGCCAAUCCUCGACUGGGCGCACCCCGGCAUCGCUGUGACCCCGGGCAUCGUGCCCCACGACUACUACAACACCGCCGGUACAGAGUACUCGACCUACGCCGGCCCAGGUAUGGAAGACUUUGCAACUUUUGAAUUUGCAAACACCAAGCCCCCGGGUUUCGUGGGUGAGUUGCCAAACGCUUCUAGAACCACUCUUGCGCCCUCAUCUCGCGCGCUUUCUUCUUUUCCUUCUCCUUCACACGAGUCAAUUGGCUCUCAUUCUUCCAACACAGCUAUAGCUUCAGCUGUGCGCGUGCGCGACUCGGGCCCGGUGCUGGAUACUCACUCGUCCUCCUCAUCCCCUGUCACGCCCGCAUCGCGCAAGUCAAGCUUGUCCUUUGUCUCUCCUAGCUCUACUUCCUUCUCUUCUCCUCCGGCGCCCGUCUGGGGCCACUCGCCAAAGACUCCUCGAGUCUCUACUUUCUUUUCUCAGAGCAGCGGCCAUUUCGUCGCUCCUCUUGGUUCUUCUUGUUGGUUUUCCUCUGUCAAGCAGCAGCAUCAUCCUCCUUAUCGCACAUUGCCCGCUGACCACCUCUCCGCUCCAGACCCUUCUUUGAUCCACCCCGACAUCAGCCGCCCCAUGAUGGCCAACUUCCAGAACCCCAACCAGUAUCCCACCUCGCCUGCCCUCUCGCCCUCAUCACAGUCAAUGUCAAUGGUUCGCAACGGCAGUCAAUCGCCCUUCCUCCACAGCGGUUUCCAACAGCAGCAGCAGCAAUUCAGCCCUUACGCUACUCCCGGUGACGCCCGCCGCCCCAGCCUUCACUCAUUCCCCUCAACCUACUCUGAUGGCAACAACUACAGCGGCGAUGAGGGCAAGGAGAAGCAGAGAUGCCCCCAUCCCGAAUGCGGCAAGGUCUUCAAAGACCUCAAGGCGCACAUGCUCACUCACCAGACUGAGCGGCCGGAAAAGUGCCCGAUUGUGACUUGCGACUACCACGUCAAGGGUUUCGCUCGCAAGUACGACAAGAACCGCCACACCCUGACGCACUACAAGGGAACCAUGGUGUGCGGUUUCUGCCCCGGCUCCGGUUCAGCGGCUGAGAAGUCGUUCAACCGCGCCGAUGUCUUCAAGCGUCACUUGACAGCCGUCCACGGCGUCGAGCAGACACCACCCAACAGUCGCAAGAAGAGCAGCAGCGCCAACAGCGGCAAGAAGCUCGCGGGAUACCCUCCCGAUGCCACUGGCAAGUGUUCCACUUGCUCGCAGACCUUCUCCAACGCUCAGGACUUUUACGAGCACUUGGACGACUGUGUGCUGCGCAUUGUGCAGCAGGAGGACCCUUCUGAGGCCAUCAACGCUCAGCGCCUGGCCGAGGUUGAGAACGACAAGGAAGUGCACCAGACAUUGGAGAAGAACCAUCUGCCCACGCAGACGCAGAUGCCCUCGAACGAGGAGGAGGACGACGAGGAGAUGAUGGAGGACGAUGACGAGGAAGACAGCAAGCAGCGCGUCAGCGCAUCGCCCAAGAGGAAGGGCAACCCGGUCAACGGUGUUCAAAAGUCGCGCGGCCUCACGCACUCCCGUGGAGGCGGCCCUAUGCCUGUCAAGGCCAAGGGUCGCAAGAACAGACGCGACUACCCUUCUUCCUGGGGCUUCGACAAGGGCCAGAUGACGAUGAAGAAGCGGGUGAUGGCAGUGUUUGAUGGUCCUCGGCGACUGGCCAAGGACGACAUGAUGCUGUCGACGGAUCACGAGGUGCGCAUCAAGCUCACGGACGGCAACAACUACGUGACAGACCUGGACGUGCAGACGCUGAAGCGUGCCGAGGGCUUCCUUGGUGCGACGGAUGAGGAGAAGGGACCCUGGAUCUCUGACGAUCCGACUGAGGAGCAGCUGCGGGAGAUGCAGGCGAUGCUUGAGAGCUGCCAGGCGGCUCAGUAA
Colletotrichum lupini is the source of this 2268-nucleotide messenger RNA. RefSeq lists its product as uncharacterized. The coding region runs from base 1 to 2268 and encodes 755 amino acids. The transcript has a single exon. The record is from RefSeq and is a predicted model, not a curated record. Lineage: Eukaryota; Fungi; Ascomycota; Sordariomycetes; Glomerellales; Glomerellaceae.